Messenger RNA from Brachypodium distachyon (stiff brome), 4599 nucleotides. RefSeq names its product ABC transporter G family member 45. NCBI's taxonomy places the organism in Eukaryota, Viridiplantae, Streptophyta, Magnoliopsida, Poales, Poaceae. Gene Ontology annotation, molecular function: ATP binding; ATP hydrolysis activity; ABC-type transporter activity. The transcript is spliced from 22 exons. The record is from RefSeq and is a predicted model, not a curated record. The coding region runs from base 204 to 4292 and encodes 1362 amino acids. Gene Ontology annotation, cellular component: membrane.
UCACGCUACUCCUCAUUUAAACGCACAUACAUUACUCACGUAUAUAUCUCUUCCUCGUCUCGUUUGGUUCCUAGGCAGCUACGAACUACUCCAUGGACAAAGCUUAGCUAUAGCUUGUCACCCACCACCGUUGCUCGACCGAUAAUCGCCGCUUAAUUCACACGCCGGAGGCGAGGACGAGGACGAGGACGACGACGAUUGAUAUGGAGAAGCAGCAGAUUAGCCUGCAGGAGCCGUCGGCAGAAGAUCAGCAGCCUCCGGUCCCGGUGCCGGUGAUGACGGCAUCAGGGCGGCUGUGGGCGCCGCCGCUGACCCACGAGGACAACCGCGGGUUCCUCCACAUGCUCCGGGAGAAGAAGGAAAGAUUGGGGGUAGGCGCGGUGAAGGUGGAGGUGCAGUUCAAGGAUCUGACCGUGGAGGCGGACGUCCGCGUCGGACGCCGGGCGCUGCCCACGCUGCUCAACUCCGCCCUCAACGCUGCCCAGGAACUGGCAGCAUCUUCGCACAUGUGUAGUACAAGGAAAAGACCCAUCAAAAUUAUAAAUGGAGCAAGCGGGACAAUUCAACCAUCAAGGAUGACACUUCUUCUAGGAGCACCUGGUUCCGGGAAAACAACCUUUUUAAAGGCAUUGGCAGGAAAGUUGGAUUCUUCGCUGAAGCUCAAAGGAAAGGUCAUGUACAACGGAGAAGAAGUGAAUCCCUGGACACCUCAAUACCUGCAUGCUUACAUUAGCCAGUAUGAUCUUCACCAUGCUGAGAUGACCGUCAGAGAGACUAUUGAUUUUUCUUCCAAGAUGUUGGGAACCAAUAAUGAAUUUGAGAUGCUGGGAGAAGCAAUAGGAAGAAAAAAGGGUGCCAUCAACAAAGUGGACCAAGAUCUUGACUCAUUUAUUAAGGCUACGACCUUUGGAGAAGGAGGCAACCUUACAACAAACUAUAUUAUCAAGAUACUUGGUUUGUCCGAGUGUGCUGAUACCUUAGUGGGGGAUGAGAUGAGAAGAGGCAUAUCAGGAGGACAAAAGAAAAGGGCCACAAUUGGAGAGAUGCUAGUUGGUCUAGCAAGAUGCUUCUUUAUGGAUGAUAUAUCAACAGGUCUAGAUAGUUCCACCACAUACGAGAUUGUAAAGUUUGUCCAACAGAUGGCUCAUUUGAUGGAUCUCACAGUGGUUAUUUCCUUGCUGCAACCACCUCCCGAGACAUUGGAAUUAUUUGAUGACAUAAUCCUUUUAUGUGAGGGGCAAAUUGUAUAUCAUGGUCCUCGAGAAAAAGCUACCGAUUUCUUUGAAAUUAUGGGAUUCAAAUGCCCCAGCAGGAAGAAUGUAGCUGAUUUCCUUCAAGAGGUGACCUCAAAGAUGGACCAAAAGCAAUACUGGAUUGGUGAUGAAAAUAAGUAUCAAUACCGUCCAAUUGAAAAAUUUGCAGAAUCCUUCCGUUCAUCGUACCUCCCUCGGCUUGUAGAAGACAAUCUCUGCAGGUCAAACAAUACAGAAAAGAGCAAGCAGGCAAAAACAAGCGCAAGCCGCAGGAUCUCCAGAUGGAAUAUUUUCAAGGCAUGCUUUUCAAGAGAAGUACUGCUUCUGAAAAGAAACUCCCCAGUGCAUAUAUUCAAGACUGUACAGAUAACUCUUCUUGCUUUGGUGAUCUCAACGGUUUUCCUUCGAACAAAUAUGAAGCAUGGUUCUGUACUUGAUGCCAACAAGUAUAUGGGAGCACUCUUCAUGGCUGUUGUCAUAGUAAAUUUCAAUGGCAUGACUGAAAUUGCAAUGACAAUAAAGCGACUCCCCACUUUCUACAAGCAAAGAGAGUUGCUAGCAUUGCCAGGUUGGGCACUGCUUUGUUCAGUUUACCUUAUCAGCCUCCCGAUGUCACUUGUAGAGACAGGUCUUUGGACUAGCUUAACCUACUUUGUGAUUGGCUAUGCACCUUCGGUUAUCAGAUUCAUCCAGCACUUCUUGGUACUCUUUACCAUGCAUCAAAUGUCAAUGGGCUUGUAUCGCUUUUUAGCAGCAAUAGGAAGGACACAAGUAAUGGCCAACAUGCUAGGCACUGCAGCUCUUAUAGCAAUCUACAUAUUUGGAGGCUUUGUCAUAUCAAAAGAUGACCUCCAACCAUGGUUGCGCUGGGGAUAUUGGACAUCCCCAUUCACCUACGCUCAGAAUGCAGUCAGCCUAAAUGAGUUCCUUGACGAAAGAUGGGCUACAGAAUUCCAUUACGCAAAUGCUAAUACCGUUGGUGAAGCUAUCCUCAAGAUUAGGGGGAUGCUCACAGAGUGGCACUGGUACUGGAUUUGUGUCUGCGUUUUAUUUGGAUUCUCGCUGGCCUUCAACAUCCUCAGUAUCUUUGCAUUGGAGUUCAUGAACUCUCCACACAAGCACCAAGUUAACAUCAACACUACGAAGAUGAUGACAGAGUGCAAGAACAAGAAAGCUGGAACUGGAAAGGUGUCUACUGCUCCAGCUGUCCUCCCAUUUCGGCCUCUUUCCCUUGUAUUUGAUCAUAUCAACUAUUUUGUCGACAUGCCUAAGGAAAUGAUGAAGCAUGGAGUAACAGAGAAAAAGCUUCAGCUGCUACAAGAUGUCAGUGGCGCUUUCAGGCCAGGGGUGCUAACAGCUCUGAUGGGGAUCACUGGUGCUGGAAAGACAACAUUGCUCGAUGUUUUGGCAGGAAGAAAAACUGGAGGAUAUAUUGAAGGUACUAUUAAGGUAGCAGGAUACCCAAAGAAGCAGGAGACAUUCUCAAGGAUCUCAGGCUACUGUGAACAGAGUGACAUUCACUCCCCUAACCUCACUGUGUAUGAGUCACUGCAGUUCUCUGCAUGGCUUCGCCUGCCUUCAAACAUCAAAUCACGCCAAAGAGAUAUGUUUAUAGACGAAGUCAUGGACCUAGUUGAACUAACUGGGCUAAAGAAUGCCAUGGUGGGUCUGGCAGGAGCAACUGGCCUGUCAGCUGAGCAGCGAAAAAGGCUAACAAUAGCUGUGGAACUGGUAGCUAGUCCUUCCAUAAUAUUUAUGGACGAACCGACCACUGGCUUGGAUGCCCGUGCUGCAGCAAUUGUCAUGAGAACAGUACGGAAAACAGUAGACACUGGGCGAACUGUUGUCUGCACAAUUCAUCAGCCAAGCAUUGAGAUAUUUGAAUCCUUUGAUGAGCUUCUACUUAUGAAAAGAGGCGGCCAGAUCAUAUACAGUGGUUCACUAGGUCCGCUAUCUAGCAACAUGCUAAAGUAUUUUGAGGCUAUACCUGGUGUUCCUAGAAUAAAAGAGGGACAAAACCCAGCAGCAUGGAUGUUGGAUAUCAGUUCACAGACAACAGAAUAUGAGAUUGAAGUGGACUACGCAGAAAUUUAUCGGAGCUCCUCCCUAUACAGGGAGAACCUGCUUCUGAUUGAUGAGAUGGGGAAACCUGCACCAAACACUGAGGAUCUACAUUUUCCUCCAAGAUACUGGCAGAACUUUAGGGCACAAUGCAUGGCUUGCCUCUGGAAACAAAGAUGCGCAUAUUGGAAAAAUUCAGAACACAAUGUUGUUAGGUUCCUAAACACAUUUGCUGUGUCAAUUAUGUUUGGAAUUGUAUUCUGGAAAAUUGGCUCAACCAUAAAAAAGGAGCAAGAUGUAUUCAACAUACUAGGAGUUGUGUAUGGAUCAGCGCUGUUUCUGGGCUUCAUGAACUGCAGCAUCUUACAGCCAGUUGUAGCAAUGGAGAGGGUUGUUCUCUACCGAGAAAAGGCAGCAGGCAUGUACUCUACCUUGGCCUAUGCCAUAGCUCAGGUGGCAAUUGAAUUGCCUUACAUGCUUGUCCAAGUGUUCGUUUUCGCAGCAAUUGUAUACCCAAUGAUUGGGUUUCAGAUGACAGCCAGCAAGUUCUUUUGGUUUGUCCUUUAUAUGGCGCUAAGCUUCAUGUACUACACACUCUACGGGAUGAUGACAGUGGCGCUAACACCUAGCACUGAGAUAGCUGCCGGAUUGUCCUUCCUUAUCUUCAUUUUUUGGAACGUCUUCUCUGGCUUCAUCAUCGGAAGAGAGCUGAUCCCGGUGUGGUGGAGGUGGGUGUACUGGGCAAACCCAGCAGCGUGGACAGUGUACGGGCUCAUGUUCUCGCAGCUGGGAGACCAGACUGAGCUGAUCCUUGUGGCAGGGCAGCCAGACCAGACAGUACGGGAGUUCCUCGAGGGCUACCUUGGCCUCGAGGACCGCUACUUCAACCUUGUUACCUGCCUACACUUUGCCAUCAUCGCCCUCUUCGCCUUUCUCUUCUUCAUCUCCCUCAAGCACCUCAAAUUCCAGCGGAGGUAGCAAAAAACAAUUGAAUGACGUCAUGUGGACUGCAAAUACGCUAAUCAGUAAAUCACUUAACUGUAUACAGCUAAGGGAAAAGCAACACCCAGCUAUAAAUAAGCACAAGGAUUCUGAUGCAAGAGAAAGCGUGUAAGUAAUCAAAUGAUGUGUGUGAGCAUGUGUAUAUGUAAUACUAGUACAGCCUUACAGGACUGUUAUUACUGCAGGGAUGAUGAAACAAUUACAUUCCAAAGUGUACAUGUUAUUGGAAUGUGUAAAAGCAUACCGAAAUUUAUUAAAUUCAAGUGGCAGUGGCAAUGCAGCA